AUGGGGGAUUGGGUAAUUGGAGCGUUAAUCAAUUUGUUAGGAAGCAUUUUCAUCAACUUUGGAACAAACCUACUUAAAUUAGCUCAUGAUGAGAGAAAUUCAAGGGCUAGGAUGAAGCCCAUUAUAUACUUCCAAGCAUGGAGAAUAGGUAUUCUCUUCUUCACAAUUGGAAAUUGUCUCAAUUUCAUUUCAUUUGGUUAUGCUGCUCAAUCACUUCUAGCAGCUUUAGGAUCUAUACAAUUCAUCUCAAACAUCGGAUUCGCCUACUUCGUGUUAAACAAAACAGUGACAAUCAAAUUACUGUUAGCCACUGCUUUUGUUGUUGCUGGAAACAUUUUCCUUGUAGCUUUUGGUAAUCACCAGUCCCCUGUUUACACAACAGAGCAAUUGGGUGAAAAUUACAUAAACAUUGUGUUUCUCGUGUACUGUAUCAGUUUGUUCUUAGUUGUUAUUUUCCAUCAUUCAAUUUACAAAAGAGGAAAAGGGAAAAUGCUGGUUCCAUUUUCAUAUGCAGUUGUUUCUGGUGCAAUUGGAUCGUGUUCAGUAUUGUUUGCGAAGUCUCUUUCAAACAUGUUGAGAUUGUCAAUGUCAUCGAGUGUUGAUGGUGAUGGUGGUGGUGGUGGUUAUUCAACACUGCACAGUGGGUUCACGUAUUCAAUGCUCUUGAUGUUUAUAAGUACAGGUGGAUUUUGGAUGGCGAGGUUAAAUGAAGGGCUAUCGCGAUUUGAUGCAAUUCUUAUUGUCCCUAUGUUUCAAAUUGCUUGGACGUUUUUCUCAAUUUGUACUGGAUUUGUCUACUUUGAGGAAUACAAGGUGUUUGAUGCUUUAAGAACAACUAUGUUCGUUCUUGGAAUGAUUUCUGUGUUUGUUGGCAUUUAUUUGCUAGCACCGGAGGAUGAUGAAGUAUUGAAGGAUGGUUCUUUAGAAGUGGAGAGGCUUUUCAUGCCAUCUGAUCAAAUUAGGGAUAUAGAGAUCAUUUGGACGAGAUAUGCUGAUGAAAACUGCUGA
Molecule: messenger RNA, 1008 nt
Organism: Solanum verrucosum
Lineage: Eukaryota; Viridiplantae; Streptophyta; Magnoliopsida; Solanales; Solanaceae
Product: probable magnesium transporter NIPA8
Exons: 1
Coding region: 1-1008 (335 amino acids)
Biological process (GO): magnesium ion transport
Cellular component (GO): membrane
Molecular function (GO): magnesium ion transmembrane transporter activity
Source: RefSeq, a predicted model, not a curated record